GUAGAACGGAUGUUAACGAUUUCCCAUGAAGAAGACAAUUGCAUCACUUGUGAAAGUCAUGCUCUCUACAUCCACAGUUCUUGGUUGACUGAGACUGUUGACUACGCUGUGAUAGACAUUCAGUUAAAACUUCAACGGUGACAUUAAGUGCUGCUCUGACAAUGGCUUCGUUCCUACCUGAAGAGGAUCUCACAUGCACUGUGUGCUGUGAUAUAUUUGAAGAUCCAGUGGUCCUGUCGUGUAGUCACAGUGUAUGUGAAGACUGCCUGAAAAAUUACUGGAGUACAAAACAAUUCCAGGAGUGUCCGCUUUGCAGGAGGAGGUCUUCGAGAGACAACCCUCCCGUGUGCAUUGCCUUGAAGAACCUGUGUGAGGCCUACACGAAGGAGAAGAAACUGUCCGGAGAGUUAUGCCCCUCUCACAAAGAGAGAUUCAAACUCUUCUGUAAAGAGGACAAGGAGCUGCUGUGUGUGGUGUGUCGCGACUCCAGAGAGCACAAGACUCACGACUGCAGCCCAAUAGAUGAAGCUGCUGCUGAUCUUAAGGAGGAAGUCAAGGAGGCAUUGGAACCCCUUACGGACAAGCUGAAUGAAUUUAAAAAUACUGAACGCAUUUAUCAGGAUAUGGCAGAGCACAUCAAAAAACAAGCUGAAAAAGCGGAGUCUCGGAUUAAGGAGGAGUUUGAGAAACUUCACCAGUUCUUACGAGAUGAAGAGGAAGCUCGUUUAGAUGUGCUGAAGGAAGAGGAGGAGGAGAAGAGCCAGUUGAUGAAGGAGAAGAUUGAUGACAUCAGCAAGAAGAUUUCAUCUCUUUCAGGCAGAAUCAAGGACAUAGAGGAGGAGCUGAAAGCAAACGCAGUUGCCUUCCUCUUAGACUUUGAGGACACCAUGGAAAGAGCCCAGCGCGAGAUGAAGGAGCCAGAGGCCGUUCCAGGAGGCCUGAUUGAUGUGGCACAGCACCUGGGCAACCUCAACUUCAAGGUCUGGCUUAAGAUGCGGGACAUCAGUUCCUACUGUCCUGUGAUAUUUGACCCCAACACUGCUGGCGACUUACUGAUCCUGUCUGAUGACCUGACCACGGUGAAAGACAGUUAUGGGAGACAGAAUCUUCCGAGUAACCCCGAGAGAUACGGCAAUUGCGUCUUGGGCUCUGAGGGCUUCGACUCUGGGACCUACAGCUGGGACGUCCAGGUUGGAAAGCAUAAAUACUGGGACAUAGGCGUGACCACAAUGCCCAAACCGAACGAUACUUGGAGCACAGUCUGGAGUUUAAGGUCUCGCACCGAGUUUUGGUCGGACACUGUGACCCACUCUGUACAAUGCUUAGGAAUAAACUCCCCAUUGUCUCUGAGCGAACCACCUGAGAUCAUCAGAGUUGACCUGGACUUUGCCCAAGACAUACUACCAAGCGAACGCCUUGAAGAUCCUGCCAGUGACCCCCACUGUAGUGGUGGACAAUGACUGUGACCUUUGGAUACAAUUUUAGCCGGAACACACUAAGUUUGCACCAUGUACUGCCUGCGCAAUGCUUCGGUAGCUGUAACUAACAGCCAUAGGCAUAUGGUGUAUAUUGGAUGUAUGGCUACCACGUGUCGCUGCUAUGGCAUUUCUUGAAGACGUUAUUACACUUGCUUGGUGAUUUCAUAGAAGCGGCUUAUUUCACAUCUCUUUGAGAGUGUCAGAUCAUUAUGUGUAUCUGAUUGGCUGUAAAGUAAUCUCUGAGUUUAGCAAUGUAAUCAUUCCUGAAACUGAUCUGAGGAAUGCUAUUCCUUGAAGUGAUGUAUAUAGGUCAUUAAAAUAUAAUAUGAUAAAUCUCAACUGAAGGAGAACAGUCUAUGAGUACUCUGUACUAUAGGCAAACCGUAUACUAAUCAACAGUAAUAGCAUUCAGUCCUCAGAUCAUAUGUUUACUGACUUGAGGCCUUGUUUACAGAUUUGGUUUGGAACUACCUGCCAAAUUGGUCCAGUUUUGGAUUUAUUUGUUUCAAAUAAAGUUGAUCCCCUUCCUUUCAAUGUACAGAGAAUCCAUUCAAUGCAUGCUUGUUUAUAUUUUAAAUACAGUGUAUUGCACUACUGAAUGAUAUUGUAAGAAGGGGAAUAUGGAUAUUGACCUUUUUAAAAUAGUGAGUCUGUAGAGCAUAUGACAGAAGGAAAUGCUGUUACAUGAAGCACCCCAAACAAGAGAAUAUGCAAUAUGCAAGCUCUGUUAGAGGUUAUCAGAAAGCUAACUACCAUAAAACUCGAAAUGAAGAGGAACCACGUGGUCUGCUGUUAUCACACUGGGUAAAGUCCAUAGGGUGUAAAAGUCUCCGGCUUUCCGCUGUUUGUUUCUAGGAGGAGUGUUGACUGGAGACUUGUACGUUUUUCCUUUUCACUACUUAAAUUAAAGACAUAUUAUGUGUAAGAUUUGAUAUGCAAAUAUGAGUAUUAUUAAAUGGCAAAUAACAAUAUCAAAUAACUUUCAGCAAUGGCUAAGUGGCUAUAAUGUAGUCCUGUAGUAGGGGAUGUUGUCAAACUUGAAAAUAAACUAUUUAUUUAAACUAUUAUCACUACUAACUAGACUCCACGUAAUUACAGUUGUUGGCCAACAUGGACAGGAUCCCUUCGACGCCUCUGUCUGUUUACCUCAGUAAAUGUAAAGAAACUGCAUAAGAUGUGUUUUAGUCAGUGACCUUAACUGUACCGUAACUGACAUCCCCCGCUGGAUAGCCACAUUAUCAAGAGGGCUAGAUUAUAUAUAAUCAAUUGAAGACCACUUAUUACUGAACAAACUCUGCUGCUAAUGCUAUGAUAUGAAAGACCUGAAAUGAGACCCAGUUAGUCAGUUAGACUAUUUCCUUGUGUUACACAGGUCAGUGUCCAGUUACACGCUAAAGGUGACAUUACCUACACUCAGCUCUGACAAUGGCUUCAUUCCUAUCUGAAGAGGAUGUUAUGUGCUCUCUAUGCCAUGAUAUAUUUAAGAAUCCAGUGGUCCUGUCAUGUAGUCACAGUGUAUGUAUGGACUGCUUGAAAAAUUACUGGAGUACUAACAAAUCCCAGGAGUGCCCGCUUUGCAGGAGGAGGUCAUCGAGAGACAAUCCUCCUGUCUCCAUCAUCUUGAAGGACCUGUGUGAGGCCUACACGAAGGAGAAGAAUCUGUCCGGAGAGUUAUGCCCCUCUCACAAAGAGAGAUUCAAACUCUUCUGUAAAGAUGACAAGGAGCUGCUGUGUGUGGUGUGUCGCGACUCCAGAAAGCACAAGACUCACGACUGCAGCCCAAUAGAUGAAGCUGCUGCUGAUCUUAAGGGCAAGUUGCGGGACUUAAAAAUAAGAGAACAGGCCUGUUGCAGUCGGGUAGAGUACAUCAAAAGCCCAGUGUGAGGUGAGGAGCCAGAGGCCGUUCCAGAAGCCCUGAUUGAUGUGGCACAGCACCUGGGCAACCUGAACUUCAGGGUCUGGCUAAAGAUGCGGGACAUCAGUCACUAUAGUCCUGUGAUUUUAGACCCCAACACUGCAGGUAGAUUACUUGAUAUAUCGAAUGACCUGACCACGGUGAAACACAGUUAUGGAAGCCAGAAUCUUCUAGAUAAGAGGUUUGACUCCUCCUUGGCUCUGAGGGCUUCGACUCUGGGACGUACAGUACAGCUGGGACGUCCAGGUUGGGAAGCAUAAAUACUGGGACAUAGGCGUGACCACAGCACCCAGCCAGACUGCUGAAUCUUUCUGGAACACAGUCUGGUGUAUAAGGUCUCGUAGUGACCGGAGGGAGCACAACAUUGAACACUAUAUAUUAGCAGAAACAACCUCUUCACUCUCCUUUAGUAAACCUCCUUGCUCUCAGGCUUGGUUUGGAAUUUUGAUUGAUUUGAUUCAGAUAAAGUUGUUUCUCUGUUGGAUUGAGGGGUAGAGAAAAAAACACCACACAAUGAUUCACUUCAAUGAAAGUUUAUUUUAUAUUAAAUAUAUUACAAUACUGA
Molecule: messenger RNA, 3958 nt
Organism: Alosa alosa (allis shad)
Lineage: Eukaryota; Metazoa; Chordata; Actinopteri; Clupeiformes; Clupeidae
Product: E3 ubiquitin-protein ligase TRIM35-like
Exons: 11
Coding region: 162-1460 (432 amino acids)
Molecular function (GO): zinc ion binding
Source: RefSeq, a predicted model, not a curated record